Messenger RNA from Cryphonectria parasitica EP155, 677 nucleotides. RefSeq lists its product as uncharacterized. The transcript is spliced from 4 exons. NCBI's taxonomy places the organism in Eukaryota, Fungi, Ascomycota, Sordariomycetes, Diaporthales, Cryphonectriaceae. The record is from RefSeq and is a predicted model, not a curated record. Bases 230 to 541 code for a protein of 103 amino acids.
GUUGCUACCAUGUCAGCGGGUCUAGGAGGGCUGGCUUUCCGUACACGUGCCCUCUCUACUUCACUGAGCAACCGUCUGCUGUCCUCUCCAGCAUUGGAACCCACGAGCCGAGACCUUCUCAUUUUACUUCAUCGAUCAAGCCUUGCUACCUCGAACCUACCUCGAUGUGUCACUUGGACAUUGACGGAGAGCCCGACAAGCAGAAGGGAACAAUAGUGGUGUAUCCACCAUGGCCACCAAAGCCACCGAAGCCACCGAAGAAAUAAUACAUUGGACACCGCUAGAGCCACUAGUCGAGUGUCAUCUGGUUCCUCUGAUCGUGGCAACGGUCACAGGUGUGUGGACGCCCUCCUUCGAACCCCGUCACUGCGUCUGCCGCGAAUACAUAUGGGCUCGUGGGAUAAUUACGAUCCAUUUCAUCGAUGGCGUGGAGAAGCAUUCCAUGCUCAGGGUCAUCCGCGAUCCCAACGCGAAGCGGACAGCAGAGACUGUUUUGAAGCUCGGUAAUAAAAGGGCAAUAAGGGAGUGUCUGUGUCAGUAAAAGAGGAGCAAUUACAACUACAGUGUGAUGGGACGAAGGCUCAUCCUGUCUCUGCCCUUCAAUUGGACACAUGGUCCUGCUUCUCAGUUGUCGAAUAACAUGAUAGCACUCAAGAAUCUGACAUACUUUCUCCACU